Molecule: messenger RNA, 1693 nt
Organism: Liolophura sinensis
Lineage: Eukaryota; Metazoa; Mollusca; Polyplacophora; Chitonida; Chitonidae
Product: erlin-2-B-like
Exons: 12
Coding region: 387-1373 (328 amino acids)
Biological process (GO): SREBP signaling pathway
Cellular component (GO): endoplasmic reticulum membrane; endoplasmic reticulum
Molecular function (GO): ubiquitin protein ligase binding; cholesterol binding
Source: RefSeq, a predicted model, not a curated record
UGUGAGCAAGGAGGUUUUGACACGUAUAAAUUUCAUCAUCGCUGUAGUCCAUAGUCUCUGUAUUUUCAUCUGUCUUUGCGCCUGAACUACCAAGAACGAAGAUAUUUUCUGAUGCAAGUAGACUGUUAUGUUUUCAUACGUGGCCACAUGGGAUAACGCCUUACUUUCACAUUGACACUGACGCUGGGACAACAACCCCCUGUCGUAGUUGUUGUAGCAUUCGAGCAUCAUCCCCCAUUACAACGACAUCCAUUCUUUGUCAUUUUCAAACUGGAAGAGGUGUCACAUAUGAUAUCAGGAUAUCCUUCAUACUUUGACCAGCGCUAGUAAAUAUAUUGUCUUCAUCAGGAGGUGCCAGAUAGACUUUUUGGACCUUACCGAGAAACAUGCCUCCAGCUCUCACCUUCUUAGCUAUCGUAUUUGCAUUUAUGGGAAUAAUACUAAAUUUCUCCAUCCAUAAAAUAGAAGAAGGCCAUGUGGGAGUGUAUUACAGGGGAGGGGCUUUGCUGACCUCAACAAGCAAUCCGGGUUAUCACUUCAUGUUACCGUUGUUGACAUCUUUCAGAAGUGUACAGACAACGUUACAAACAGAUGAAGUUAAAAAUGUUCCGUGUGGAACAAGUGGUGGUGUUAUAAUAUAUUUUGAUCGCAUUGAAGUUGUAAAUCAGCUGGAUUCUCAAGCAGUAUAUGAGACAGUGAAGAAUUACACAGCUGAUUAUGACAGGACUUUGAUAUACAACAAAAUCCACCAUGAGCUGAAUCAGUUUUGCAGUGUUCACAAUCUCCAGGAGGUCUACAUUAAUCUGUUUGAUCAGAUUGAUGAGAACCUGAAGAAAGCUUUACAGGAAGACCUAAACGACAUGGCGCCUGGCCUGUAUGUCAGGAGUGUCAGAGUAACCAAACCCAAAAUACCAGAACAGAUCAGGAAAAACUAUGAAAUGAUGGAAGCAGAGAAAACAAAACUUCUAAUCGUUAACGAAAAACAGAAAGUUGUUGAAAAGGAGGCAGAGACGGACAGAAAGAGAGCUCUUAUUGAGGCGGAGAAGAUUGCUCAAGUGGCUAAAAUUCAGUGGCAGCAGAAAAUCAUGGAAAAGGAGUCUGAACAAAAGAUAGCUGAAAUUGAAGACUUAACUCACUUGGCAAGAGAAAAGGCGCGGGCUGAUGCAGAGUUUUACAAGGCAGCUAAGGAGGCUGAGAGCAACAGGGUGCGUCUCACCCCGGAGUACUUGGAAAUGAUCAGAUACCAGGCUAUAGCCGGCAAUAGCAAAAUUUACUUUGGCAAAGACAUCCCAGACAUGUUUAUGGGCUAUGAGCCUUUGGUUGAAGAUUCCCUCAGAACUUCACAGAAGUCAAUCAGCAAGAACUCACCCUAACGACAUGGCAGUCUGGAGCUUUUGUGUGAUUGCGUGCGAGACUGGCGAUGAGUUUUCAUUUCUUGUCAACUAAGAAAAACAGAAAUCAAACUGUUUUUAUACACACAUAUUUUCUAACAACAUCAGUUCAUGCAAUGUUAACUUUGCUCAAUUACCUCUCACAUUUCUAUUUUAAGUAGGAUUUUGAUUGUUUCCAAAUUGUUGUAAAUCCACAGAUCAGAUUUUUUUAUGAAGUAAUUAGAUUGUUAUUCAUAAUAUUUAAUUUUUUCUGACUUUUUGAGAGGGAAGGUCUCAACCUUGCCUAACCUUGAAUGCCCCCC